Molecule: messenger RNA, 849 nt
Organism: Spodoptera littoralis (African cotton leafworm)
Lineage: Eukaryota; Metazoa; Arthropoda; Insecta; Lepidoptera; Noctuidae
Source: the annotation of a GenBank genome assembly
AUGAGUACAUUACAGAAGAUUCUUGGCUCCUUGAAGAAUGGCCAUAGAACCCUUCGGCCAUUCGCCUCUAUUGCUAUCAAACGUUCACAAGGAAUAAGUUCUCAAAUUCAAAUUAAUCCUGAAAAGGAUACAAAAAUUACUAUUCCUGCUACAUACACAACUUCUAGUGAACAUGAGCAAGAAGAUCAUCAAUAUGAGGAAAACAUAAAAAAGAACAUUUUGGAAAAUGCCUUACAGUUUGUACCAAAAAAUGGAUGGUCUGUAGAAUCAUUGAGCGCCGGCGCUAAAGCAGCGGGCUAUCCUACUAUAACUCAUGGCUUAUUUCCUAAUGGGGGUGCGGAUUUGGUACACUAUUUUAAUGUUAGAUGUAAUGAACGAUUAGUGGAUGCUAUGAAAACUUGGCCCAAGGUAGAUACGCAAGAAAAAGUACCAGCCAAAUUCGUUGAAAAUGCCAUUUACCAAAGAUUAUUGAUGAUCGAUCCAUACAAGAGCACAUGGCCAAAAGCAAUGGCAAUUCAAACUCUACCAAACAAUGUGCCCAACUGUUUGGCAACAUUAUUAUCACUUGUUGAUGAUAUUUGCUAUCAUUCUGGGGACAGAAGUGUAGAUUUUAACUGGUAUAUGCGCAGAGUGGGAGUGGCGGGAAUAUAUAAGGCAGCAGAGUUGUUUUAUCUGACCGAUAGCAGCCAAGACUGUAAUGCUACUAGAAAUUUUAUUGCUUCACGUAUACGUGACGCCCAACUAAUACAAACGGCAUUAAAUUUGAGUCCAGUAGCUGCAGCGCCACAGACACUAACUGCUGCUUUCACAACGGCCAAGAAUAUGCUCGGAAUUAAUACACUGAAGUAA